Messenger RNA from Prunus avium (sweet cherry), 911 nucleotides. Its product is annotated as myb-related protein 308-like. NCBI's taxonomy places the organism in Eukaryota, Viridiplantae, Streptophyta, Magnoliopsida, Rosales, Rosaceae. The record is from RefSeq and is a predicted model, not a curated record.
UUCUGUUAUAUUGCUCUACCCCUCACUUGGGCACCUUGAGCUGCCCUCUCUCUCUCUCUCUCUUGCUGUUAGAAGAAGAAGUUGAAUAUCAGAAAGAAGAAUGAGGAAACCUUGCUGUGAGAAGAAAAAGACGAACAAAGGAGCAUGGUCCAAGCAAGAAGAUGAGAAGCUCACUCAAUAUAUUCAAAAACACGGGGAAGGUAGCUGGCGCUCCCUACCACUGGCUGCAGGCUUGCAUCGGUGUGGAAAGAGUUGCAGACUCAGAUGGGUAAAUUAUCUAAGGCCAGACUUGAAACGUGGCAACUUUGGUGAGGAUGAAGAGGACCUUAUCAUAAAGCUCCAUGCACUUCUUGGAAACAGGUGGUCAUUAAUUGCUGGAAGAUUGCCCGGACGGACUGACAAUGAAGUGAAGAAUUACUGGAACACUCAUCUAAGGAGAAAACUAAUACAGAUGGGAGUUGACCCAAAUAACCAUCGGAUAGGGCACAAUUUUGGCCAUACUAAAUCAUUUGGCUCCAGGAUUAAUACAAAUGAUCAGCCAAGUGUAAAUUCUCACUCUUCUGAUGAUCCAUUGUUAGAUUCUACAAGUGAACCCGAAAGCAACACAAGCUGCAGUGCUUUGCCUGACCUCAAUCUUGAUCUCACAAUAGGCCUUCCAAUUUCAUUGGGAUAUUGAUAUUAGUACUAAUCCUUCAAACAUUUUGUACAAGGCUUGGUUAUGAUUUUAUUAUUUCCUGCCACGUAUUGCUGGGAAAGAAUAUUGUCAUAGCUGAGAGCUAGAGACAAAUUUAGAUAGCUUCGUUAUGCUAGUAUGAACCCUAAACUAGAAUUUUGGGUUUGAAUUAGUUAGUUUAUGUAAAUGGAGACUGGAGAAAAAGAAUGUGAUAAUUAGUUGGGUGCGUUUAUGCUAA